Messenger RNA from Salvelinus fontinalis (brook trout), 2327 nucleotides. RefSeq names its product copper-transporting ATPase 2-like. Gene Ontology annotation, biological process: copper ion homeostasis. Lineage: Eukaryota; Metazoa; Chordata; Actinopteri; Salmoniformes; Salmonidae. The annotation marks the transcript as partial. Gene Ontology annotation, cellular component: trans-Golgi network; membrane; perinuclear region of cytoplasm. Gene Ontology annotation, molecular function: P-type divalent copper transporter activity; copper ion binding. The transcript is spliced from 8 exons. The record is from RefSeq and is a predicted model, not a curated record.
GUAGAGGUAACCGCAAGCAGUGCGACUGGACUUCAAUCAUGCGCACAGCUCUGCACUCUGCGCUCUCUGACAUUAUAGUGGCGUGUUGCCUAAUAGAAACGUGAACCACGAACUUUUGCCCUCUCUUGUGUGAUGAGAAACAAAUAAAGAACCACAGAGAAGUGACCAUGUUUUCGCAAAAUCCGAUAAGUAGCCUUACUAAAUAUGUUUCGAAGCCGUCAGUCGUGGGACAGGUUGAGGUUUGUAUGGUUGAAUGUCAGUCGCCUUGCGCGGUUAGGACAGCUGUACCAGACGGACAAACCGCCGAUCAUGGGAGGGUAGCAAAUCAGGCUGAUCUGAAGGAGAAGAUGUGUCCCUGUGAGGCCUGGUGUUCCCAGAAGCGGACCUAUGAGAACCUGGCCUACGAGCCUGGGAGUCAGAGUGAGCUCUACCCCCAACCUAAGGCCCUCUCCCGGGCUGUUUUCCAGCUCUCUGGCCUCACCCCCAAGUCCUCCAUCCAGGCCAUCGAGAGCCACGUUGCUAGCCUGAAGGGAGUGGUGUCUGUCAACUUCUCUGUGGCCAGUGGCCUGGCUCAGGUGGACUAUAACGCAUCAUCUGUCUCUACCAGGGAGUUAUCUCUGGCGAUCCAGGCCAUGGGCUACGGCGUCGUGGAUGUGGCUGGGGAAGAGGUGACUAAGAUCGGGGAGACGGAGGCCACAGAGUCCCUGACGAGGAUCGGGGUGAAGGGUAUGACAUGCCAGUCCUGUGUGCGCUCCAUCGAGGGAUGGAUAGGGACUCUGCCUGGAGUUCUGCACAUCAAGGUGUCUCUGAGCGAUCAAGAGGCAGUAGUACGAUUUCAGCCCCACACAGUGACAUCUGAGGAGGUAAAGGAACAGAUUGAGAACAUGGGAUUUGGUGCGACUCUUACGAACAAAGACACAAGUAUAGAUUGUGGGCAAGGGGAGACACAUGCGUCAUCCUCCAUCUUGGAUUCACUGACUCAGACGUCUGUCAUUGGGAUUGUAGGGAUGACCUGUAAUUCAUGUGUCCAGUCCAUAGAGGGAAAGAUCUCUGAGAUGACUGGGGUGUGUUCUAUAGCGGUGUCAUUAAAGGAGGAACAGGGAACCGUCACCUUUGACCCCAGUCUGACUCAGCCAGAGGAAUUAAGGGCAGCCAUUGAAGACAUGGGAUUUGAUGCUUCACUCAUAGAAUCUGGUUCUGCAGAAACUCUACCAACCCCUCCCCUUCAAGAACCAAAGACUCCCCUUUCCCCCCACUUCCCCAGAAUGGCUCACAGUAGCUCUGGCUCUACCAAGACUUCCAUUAACGGUAGCUCUGGCUCUACCAAGACUUCCAUUAACGGUAGCUCUGGCUCUACCAAGACUUCCAUUAACGGUAGCUCUGGCUCUACCAAGAUGGCCACUGCCGGUGAGGAGGGGAAGGUUCAGAAGUGCUUCAUCCGUGUGACAGGCAUGACCUGUGCCUCCUGUGUGGCCAACAUUGAGAGGAACUUAGUCAAACACAGAGGUGUCAUCUCAGUGCUGGUUGCCCUCAUGGCUGGUAAGGCGGAGGUGAAGUAUGACCCUGGUAUUGUUGAUGCCAAGCGGAUAACACAGCUCAUAGAGGGUCUAGGCUUCGGUGCCACACUGAUAGAGGACAAUGUUGUUAUGGAUGGGAAACUGGACCUCUCUGUAACUGGGAUGACAUGUGCGUCGUGUGUCCAUAACAUUGAGUCCAAACUCACCAGGACUAAAGGGAUUCUGGAAGCCUCAGUUGCACUGGCAACCAACAAAGCCCAGAUCAAGUUUGACCCAGAAGUGCUUGGAGCUCGUGACAUCAUCAGAAUGAUUGAGGGGCUAGGCUUUGGGGCGUCUCUAAUGAAAGCUGAAGGCUUUGGGAACAACCUGGAUCAUGGGGAAGAGAUUCAACAGUGGAAGAACUCGUUCCUGUUCAGUCUGGUGUUUGGGGUGCCAGUGAUGGGCUUGAUGAUCUACAUGAUGGUGAUGGACAGUCAGCACGGGGAACACGGUGGCUCUAUGCCCGAGGAGCAGAACCUUCUCCCAGGCCUCUCCCUCCUCAACCUGGCCUUCUUCCUGCUCUGUACACCUGUCCAAAUCUUUGGGGGUCGUUAUUUCUACAUCCAGGCGUACCGCUCGUUGAGACACCGCACGGCUAACAUGGACGUCCUCAUCGUCCUGGCAACCUCCAUCGCCUACAUCUACUCAGUUGUGGUCCUCAUCGUGGCGAUGGCAGAGAGAGCCAAUCAGAGCCCUGUCACCUUCUUUGACACCCCGCCCAUGCUCUUCGUCUUCAUCGCCCUGGGCCGGUGGCUGGAGCACAUAGCAAAG